AUGCCUCCUAGAAGUCGGAAAGCCAAACAAGGAAGUUCGCUGGCCAAGCCGAAAGAUGAUGGACCCCACGCGAGCGAAAAUCGUACCGAGCAGCACGACUCACCGGUACGCUCAGUAACAUAUGAGGUUCCAUUCGACAAGAAGAGCAUUACAUGUGAGCGACACGGUUCUGAAAGUGGCAAGCCAGGCCUUAUCUUCACGCACGGUGCAGGAGGAGGGAUCUCGAACCCGGCAACUAAGUUGUUCGCCGAGGGCAGCGCAUCUCGCGAUACUGCAACGGUAUGUUUUGAGGGCAGCAUGAACCUGCAGUCUCGAGUCAAGGCCUUUCACGCUGUUGUCGAACACGAGAACGGCCAAUCCGCCGCGCUCGGAGGCAGGAGCAUGGGAGCUCGUGCUGCGGUUCUGGCGGCGAAAGAACACCAAACGCAAGCUCUGGUUCUGGCAUCGUAUCCCUUAAUUGGCCAGAAUGGGGAUCUCAGAGAUCAGAUCCUGCUGGAAGCUGAUGCUGAUAAAGACAUCUUGUUCAUUUCCGGGGAUGCUGACAACAUGUGUCCGAUUGAGCGACUGAACCGCGUUCGAGCUAAGAUGAAGGCCCACACAUGGCUCGCAGUGGUCAAAGGUGCAGACCACGGCAUGGCUUUGAAGCCCAAAGACGCGGUGGAGAAGAUGCGCAUCUACACAGGAAGACUCGCUGCGCAAUGGCUGUCGAAGAGGGACAGCGCAUCUACUGAAUGCUCACUUCGAUGGGAUGCCCACCAACACGAAGUAGUUGACGGGGGUUGGAAGGCACCAGUCACAUCUACCUCUGUUUCUUCGAAGCGGCCGCCUCCAGUACGUGGUCAGCAGGCUGAAGACGCGUCUGAAGGACCGUCCAAGAAACAGAAGAAAACGUAA
Cyphellophora europaea CBS 101466 is the source of this 894-nucleotide messenger RNA. RefSeq lists its product as uncharacterized. The transcript has a single exon. The record is from RefSeq and is a predicted model, not a curated record. Lineage: Eukaryota; Fungi; Ascomycota; Eurotiomycetes; Chaetothyriales; Cyphellophoraceae. The coding region runs from base 1 to 894 and encodes 297 amino acids.